Drosophila navojoa is the source of this 951-nucleotide messenger RNA. RefSeq lists its product as uncharacterized. NCBI's taxonomy places the organism in Eukaryota, Metazoa, Arthropoda, Insecta, Diptera, Drosophilidae. The record is from RefSeq and is a predicted model, not a curated record.
UUCCAGGCUUAACUUCGUCCAACAAGAGCUAAAGCUGAACCCAAGCAGAACCGACAACAAAAUGAAGGUGUUCGUCUGCCUGUUCCUGUGCGUGAGCCUGACCCAAGCCGGCUUUAUCGGCGGCGGCUACGGCGGUGGCUACGGCGGUGGCUACGGAGGUGGAUAUGGCGGUGGCUUCGGCGGUGGCUAUGGUGGUGGUGCACCCACCAUUGUUAAGGUCAUCCAUGAGGAAGAUCAUGGACAUGGACAUGGACAUGUUCAUGGCGGCGAGGUCAAGAUUGUCAAGGUGAUCCACGAGGAGGCGCAUGGACAUGCUCAUGGCGGUGGCUUCGAGCAUGGUGCCGGCGGUGAAGUCAAGAUCAUCAAGCUCAUUCAGGAAGGUGGCUAUGCGCACGGCGGCUUCAGUCACGGUCACGGUCACGGUCACGGCGGUGAUGUGAACAUCGUCAAGGUGAUCCACGAAGCUGGUGGCGCCAUCGAGCACGGCCACGCCGGACACUUUGUCGCCGAUCAUGGCCACCAGGUCGAGGAUGUGAAAGUGGUGACGGUGGUGGGCGAGGGCGGCUAUGGCGGCGGCGCUAUUGGCGGUGCUGGCUGGUCUGCCGGCGGUGGCAAUGGCUGGGAUUAAGCUCAACUAGGCCAUUAGCUAAAGCAGCAUAGUCCCAUGCCCACACACACGCACACACACACACAUAUACGCACACACAUACACGCAACCAUGUGAUUGGCCAGGCACUCGACUCGCUUGUUUCUGUUGUCCGAGUUGAGCAACGGCAUUAGCCUUGUAGAUGUUGUUACUAUAUCUUUAAGAUGGCACACAUACCAUGUGCCCGUUGUUUUAUUUUCGUUUGUUUUUUUUUUACCAAUACAUAGUCUUUUUUUUUUUCGUGUUAAAUAGUUUAUAAACUGUACAAACCAUCUUCAACUGUGUUGAAAAAUAUAAAAACAAAA